Molecule: messenger RNA, 1068 nt
Organism: Onychostruthus taczanowskii (white-rumped snowfinch)
Lineage: Eukaryota; Metazoa; Chordata; Aves; Passeriformes; Passeridae
Exons: 5
Coding region: 1-729 (242 amino acids)
Source: RefSeq, a predicted model, not a curated record
AUGGCCUCGGCUGGGAAGAGGCAGCAGCGCAGGAAGAGGCGGGAGGCUGGGCCGGCCAUGGAGGUAGAUACUCAGGAAAAGGAAGAGUCUGUUAAAAGCCCAGACUGCGUGGAAAGACUGGCACAAAAAUACAUGCAGAAGUGCACAGUGGAGUCAAGCACAGAGUCUGAGUCUGAAUCCAGGGCAGAGGUUGUGCCUAGCCCACUUGCUGGAGGACCCAAGAAAGCAAAGGAAUCCAGGGGACUACAAUUUGUAGAUCCUUAUGAUGGUGAUUCAGAAGAUGCAUCUGUUCACACUGACUGUGGUAUGAAAGAUGCACCAUGGAGAAACAGUGCCUCAAAAGCAGUGCCUUUGGAAGAUGCUGAUACUUCAGAAGAUGAAGAAUCCUUCCCUAAUCCUCCAAAUGUCAGUGAAAUUCAGGCAGUAAAUGACUGCAGAGCAGCCCUGGAGCUUCCUGGCCAGGAGCAGGAUCUGUUGCAGACACCUCCGGGCACAGAAGCGUUUCCCCCCGCGGGGCUGACACCUGACCACUCCUCACCGAGGGCUGUUAACCCUUCAGUCUCCGCGGAUCUCCCUGCAAUCCCGGCUGGCACUGCUCCACAGCCCCUGCUCGCAGCUCACUGUGAUGGCACAACGGCCGAGCAGCCCAUAAUUAAAAGAAAACAAGGGAUUCCUGCUCCAGAGGGUGCUAGUGAAAAACCAAAGAGAAAGAAAUUCUGUACAACUUAAUCUAAGGGAUGAAUAAAUCAUUGGACAGACUGUUCUGAAGGAUCAUUCGGGUAGAGGUUUCUUUUGCAGAGUGUACCUGAACUAACCAGGCUGCCUCAAGCCUGUUACAAAUGCACUGCACUGUACAGUAAGCUCUGAGAUCCACCUGAAAAACUGAAUCAAACAAGUCGUGUGGCAAUUCCAGUGAAAACGAGCAAAGGUAUAUCCACAGCACGACAGACAAGCUUGGUGCCCAGGUCCUCUGGAAGCAGCAGCCCCAGCUCCUGUGCGCAGUACCCGGAGGCAGCUGCUCAGUUUCAGUGCAAUUUCACCAACACUGACAAAGGUUUGUCAGCAGGG